Cydia fagiglandana is the source of this 1065-nucleotide messenger RNA. Its product is annotated as histidine-rich glycoprotein-like. Lineage: Eukaryota; Metazoa; Arthropoda; Insecta; Lepidoptera; Tortricidae. Gene Ontology annotation, cellular component: extracellular matrix. The transcript is spliced from 8 exons. The record is from RefSeq and is a predicted model, not a curated record. Bases 105 to 1028 code for a protein of 307 amino acids.
AUUGUCCCCAUUAUCUGCAAUAUAAAAGAAUCGGAUUUCUGGUAAACAAUAUCAGUUUCCAUUUGAACUCAGUCGUAUCAGGGUUUCAAAAAAUAUUUACAAAAAUGCAUACCAAGGUCCUCUGCGUUUUCGCCCUUAUCGCAGCGGCGGCUGCUCAGCAUGGGCACCACGCACACUCCUCGCAGCACAUCUCCAAGCACGAUGAACAUCCUCAAGAGGUGACCAUCAAGGACCACCACGGACACGAGAAGCACGUCGACUAUUACACUCACCCCAAAUACAAGUUCGAGUACAAAGUGAACGACGAGCAUACGGGUGACCACAAGACCCAGAACGAGCAUCGUGAGGGAGACUCUGUGCAUGGUUUCUACAGCCUGCACGAGCCCGACGGCUCCGACCGACAUGUGCAUUACCACAGCGACCACCACACCGGUUUCCACGCUGACGUCAAACACAGUACCCACCACAUCGUUCCUCACCAUCAGCCACGUAUUGAUAUUACUAUGAAUGACACAGAUGCGGCAGCUGAGGCGGCCCAGGUCCUCAAGAGGCGGAAAUAUGAAGAUACGGAGAUUAAGUUGCUAUUGGCGUCGAGAACUUCUAUCUGUGAAGCCAUAGAUUUUAUAAAAUAUGGUUUACUUUGUCAGGUCCUCUGCGUUUUUGUCCUUAUCGCAGCGGCGGCUGCUCAGCAUGGGCACCACGCACACUCCUCGCAGCACAUCUCCAAGCACGAUGAACAUCCUCAAGAGGUGUCCAUCAAGGACCACCACGGACACGAAAAGCACGUCGACUAUUACACUCACCCCAAAUACAAGUUCGAGUACAAAGUGAACGACGAGCAUACGGGUGACCACAAGACACAGAACGAGCAUCGUGAGGGAGACUCCGUGCAUGGUUUCUACAGCCUGCACGAGCCCGACGGCUCUGACAGACAUGUCCACUACCACAGCGACCACCACACCGGUUUCCACGCCGAUGUGAAGCACAGCACCCACCACAUCGUUCCUCAUCACCACCAUCAUCAUUAAACUCAAAAAAGCCUUUUUAUUGAAUUUGUUAGAUAUA